Messenger RNA from Gekko japonicus, 1605 nucleotides. RefSeq names its product acyl-coenzyme A synthetase ACSM3, mitochondrial-like. Gene Ontology annotation, biological process: acyl-CoA metabolic process; fatty acid biosynthetic process. Bases 1 to 1605 code for a protein of 534 amino acids. The record is from RefSeq and is a predicted model, not a curated record. The transcript is spliced from 13 exons. Gene Ontology annotation, molecular function: fatty-acyl-CoA synthase activity; fatty acid ligase activity. Gene Ontology annotation, cellular component: mitochondrial matrix. Lineage: Eukaryota; Metazoa; Chordata; Lepidosauria; Squamata; Gekkonidae.
AUGGGUCUGCGGGCUCUGGGCCGAGCUCCCGCUAGAGUCUUCAGCCAAUGUCACCCGGCACUGGCAGCUCAGAAUUUUUCAGACUAUGAAUCCAUACGAGAGCAAUACAAGCCGGAAGUGCCAGAAUACUUCAACUUUGCGAAAGAUGUGCUGGACAAGUGGGCCGAGAUGGAAAAGGAGGGAAGAGGGCCCUCCAGUCCAGCUCUCUGGUGGGUCGGUGACCGAGGAGAGGAAGUGAGGUGGAGUUUUGAGGAGCUGGUGGCUGGAUCCAAGAAAGCGGCCAAUGUGCUUUCUGAGCAAUGUGGCCUGCGGAAGGGAGACCGCGUUAUAGUGAUCCUGCCGCGGAUACCCGCGUGGUGGCUCUUGAAUGUGGCUUGUAUGCGAACAGGAACCGUUCUUAUUCCCGGGACGACGCAGCUGACUGCAAAAGACAUUCUGCACCGACUGCAGGCAUCCCGAGCCAAGUGCAUUAUCACUGAUGGAGUUUUGGCCCCAGCUGUAGACAGUGUAGCUUCCAAAUGCCCGUCUCUAGCAUCCAAGCUAAUAGUGUCAAGGGACCACCGGGAUGGCUGGCUCAGUUUCUGUGACUUGUUGAACCUUGCACCUGCCGACCACAAGUGUGUGGCCACCAAGAGCUGUGAGCCAAUGGCGAUCUACUUCACCAGCGGCACAACAGGUGCUCCCAAAAUGGCUGAGCAUUCCCACAGCAGCCAGGGAAUUGGACUUGCUCUCAACGGCAGGUACUGGCUUGAUCUAACCCCCAAGGACCUGAUUUGGAACUCUUCUGACACCGGCUGGGCAAAAUCCGCAUGGAGCAGUGUUUUUGCACCAUGGAGCCAGGGGGCUGGCGUCUUCGUCCACAGCAUGCCACGUUUCGAGCCCAAGCCUGUCCUUGAAACCUUGUCCAGGUUUCCCAUAACGACUUUCUGUUCCGCACCUACUGCUUACCGGAUGCUUAUCCAGCCUGCACUGCAGCGUUACACCUUCCACAGUCUGAAGCACUGCGUGAGCGCCGGAGAGCCCAUGAACCCUGAAGUAAUGGAGGACUGGAAAAGAGAAACCGGCUUAGAUAUCUACGAAGGCUACGGGCAGACAGAAACGGUGUUGGUCUGUGGAACUUUCAAGGGGAUGAAAAUUAAGCCCGGCUCUAUGGGGAAGCCCUCUCCUGCAGAGGAUCCCGAGAAGACAGCCUCAACCAUACGUGGAAGCUACUACGUCACUGGAGACAGGGGGAUCAGAGACGAAGAAGGCUACUUCUGGUUCGUGGGAAGAGCUGACGAUGUCAUCAACUCAGCUGGGUACCGCAUUGGGCCAUUUGAAGUGGAAAGUGCCUUGAUAGAGCAUCCGGCCGUCGUAGAAUCUGCUGUUGUCAGCAGCCCAGAUUCCCUCAGAGGAGAGGUUGUGAAGGCCUUUGUUGUUUUGGCCCCUGAUUACGUCUCGCACGAUCCCGAAGUGCUAGCCAAGGAGCUCCAGGAUCACGUCAAAAAGGCCACUGCCCCGUACAAGUAUCCGAGAAGGAUGGAGUUUGUGCCACAUUUACCAAAGACCAUCAGCGGGAAGAUCAGAAGAAACGAAUUGCGCAAGAAGGAGUGGGGGGAAGCGUAG